Molecule: messenger RNA, 1536 nt
Organism: Cloeon dipterum
Lineage: Eukaryota; Metazoa; Arthropoda; Insecta; Ephemeroptera; Baetidae
Product: probable G-protein coupled receptor Mth-like 6
Exons: 7
Coding region: 75-1460 (461 amino acids)
Biological process (GO): cell surface receptor signaling pathway; G protein-coupled receptor signaling pathway
Cellular component (GO): membrane
Molecular function (GO): G protein-coupled receptor activity
Source: RefSeq, a predicted model, not a curated record
CUCUGUGGAGCAAGACGAGCGAGUUUCAGCGAUCCGAUCCUACACAGAAACAACGGCGGGUUCUUGCAUGCGGGAUGAAAGCCAGCAUUUUCACCCUGCUGCUCGUCCUGGGGCCUGCUUCGGGCAAAGAUUUCUGCGAAGAAAAAUUAAGGACGAGUGUGCAGGACGCAGUUCUACUAAAGAAUGGAACUCUUUUGACCCGCGAGAAUGACGCAUAUCCUGCCGGCACGUUUUGGAAAGACGAGGCAGAAGGGCACUGGUGGGUCUGUCCCUGCCUCUUGGGAAACUGCAUCAGAAUUUGCGACAAAGAAUUCGCAGAAGAAGUAAUUGAAAAUUCUAGUGGAUUUGAUCUCGUCACGCACUUUCUGUGGAAUGAAAUUACUGAGACAGACACGCCACCAAUUGAGUUCUUCAAACAAAUACGCCACGCAAAAUGUGAUGGUGUUUCCAACAUUUUAAUAAAAGAAGACGUCAGGAUCUUGGCGAGCGGAGAGAUGAGAUUGGAAAAUAAAAGGAAGCUAUAUGGUGCCGAGGAUUACUGUGUUCACCAAAUGGAAGGGAAAAACUCGAUACAUCUAAUGCUCUGCCUAGCCGAUCUAGAAGUGAAUUUUGAGGAAGAAGCGUCUCCAUUGUCUUCAAUGGAGAUAUUUUACAUUAUUUACAGGCUUGUUUUGCUGUUGAGCGCAAUUUUCCUGGUGUUGACCGUCGUGGCGUACACCCUCAGCCCGCAAAUUGAAUCGUUUCACAGAAAAAGCGUGAUUUUCUACGCAGCAUAUUACGCAGUGGGUUUCUUCGCCGUGACUGUCAGCACUAGUUAUUUUUCCGGGAAAAUUCUGGUAAAGGAGCAGUGCUUUUUAAUUGGAUACAUUGUCUUCUACUUGCAUCUCUCCCUCGUGUUUUGGCUCAACUCUAUGUGCAUCGACAUUUUCUCCGCUUAUAAAGGGGUCCUUCGCACGGGAAGUAACUACUUUGCAAAGUUUGUUGCAUAUUCGACUGGCUUACCAAUCCUAAUAGUGGCCGCGGCUCUGUAUUUCAACCGGAUCAACGAUGAGUACUCCAUUUUCAACCCAAAAAUGGGAGACGGACUAUGCUGGAUAAACGGCAAAGAGGCCACGUGGAUUUACUACUAUGUACCGAACUUGAUUUUGCUUUUGGCCAACCUCGGCUUGUUGUUCGCAACCUGCGAAAGAGGCAACCCCGUUCGCACCACGGAGCGAACCAACCAGACGGUGCCGCGGGAAAAGGAACGGCGCAGAACGUAUUUAAUACUGACCCUCUUGGCGGGUUACACGUUCAUCAUUGAAGUCAUCCCGAAUAUUUAUUACUUUACCAUCAUCAUGAGUUUGUUCGGUGCUUCGCAGGGAGUUUUAAUCUUUUUGCUCCUCGUGUGCGCUGACAAGUACGUGAGGAAGAGCUUGAGCAGCCGAUUUUUCAAAGGCCAGCCUGCUCAAAUAAUCUAAUUAACAUCUUGAGAAUUUUUGGGAAGGCUGACUGUUUUUUUUAUCAGUUGGUUUUUCAAUAAAUUUAUACGUUUGA